Messenger RNA from Syzygium oleosum, 2580 nucleotides. Its product is annotated as ankyrin repeat-containing protein At5g02620-like. The coding region runs from base 218 to 2152 and encodes 644 amino acids. The transcript has 4 exons. Gene Ontology annotation, molecular function: protein phosphatase regulator activity; protein phosphatase 1 binding. The record is from RefSeq and is a predicted model, not a curated record. Gene Ontology annotation, cellular component: plasma membrane. Lineage: Eukaryota; Viridiplantae; Streptophyta; Magnoliopsida; Myrtales; Myrtaceae.
CUCAAGAACGAGCUAAUGAGGCUAGUAUGGAGGAUGAAAGAGUCCCCUUCUCGACCAUCCUCCUCCCUAUUUUAAGCACGUUCUGCUCUGAAAAUAUGCAUCUUCUUUCCAGCUUUCUGUAUGCUUUUCUUGUUUUGGGUUGAUGUGAAUCAAACAAAUUAGCAAGACGCGUGUUCAGAAGGCGACCGAGUUUGAUUCAGGUUCACCCAAUAAGUCCAUGGAUCGCGAUCUAUACUUGGCAGCGUCCACGGGGGACUCAGGCUACAUCAAACGAUUGAUCACAGACGAAACUGGGAAUUGCCAAGCCCAGUUCACCCCACAAAGCAACAGCCUCCUUCACAUCGCCAUUAUCUUCCAACAAAUUGAGCUCGUCCGGACCUUGAUUCAGCUAUGCCCCUGCCUUUUGCCCCAUCAGAACUCGCAUGGUGACACUCCUCUCCAUGUUGCAGCCAAGAUCGGUUGCUUGGAGAUCGUUCGACUCCUCGUAGACGACGGAGUGCCCGCACACCAAGCACGCGAGACGUGUAACUAUGAUGCUCCGAGCCCCGGCGACUUGAGUCUCUUGAGGAAGGUGAACGGGUCCGGGGAUACGGCUUUGCAUUUGGCUGUGAGGAGCGGCCACAUUGGUGUGGUGGAUUUGCUAGUGAAAGCCGAUUCUCAACUCAUGUAUAUCGAUAAUAAGGUGGGCGAGACUCCAGUUUUCGUGGCCGUUGAUGCCGGGUUCUUCGAUGUUGCUCAUUGCAUGAUCUUGCAGAUGUCGUCAUCACCAUCAUCGCCCCACUAUAAAGGCACAAAUGGGCUAACUGCUCUUCAUGCCGCCUUAAUAAGCACCCAUCAUGGUCGAGCUCUUGAAAGCCAUGUCCCUGAUUUGUCAUUGGAAAACAUAAGGCGCAUCAUGCGGGACUGGUUGCUUAGUUUAGACGAACUCGUCGGGAGAUUUCGAUCGUGCCAAAUUGAUAUCAUAAAGGAGCUUGUGACCAAGUGGCCACACAUAGUGACGGAAGCGGACGAACUCGGACGAACCCCUCUUCAUUACGCUGCGCAUUUGGGUCAUCUUGAAGCAACCAAGCACCUUCUUCAAAAGGACCCUUCAGUUGCUUAUUCACCUAACAAAGAAGGCAUGUGUGCCCUUCACGUGGCGGCCAAACAAGGGCAUGUUAAAAUCAUGGACGAGCUCAUUAAUUACUGCCCAGACGUUCAUGAGCUGCUCGACGAAAAAGGUAGGACGGCUCUUCACGUGGCCGUGGUGAGCGGAAGAACGAGGGUCGUGAAAUAUAUACUCAGGAAUAACAAAUUUCAAGGGCUCAUCAAUUUUCCUGACGAAGAAGGGAACACGCCUUUGCAUUUGGCUGCUGAUUGUGGGAAGGAUGAGAUUUUGAUGACCCUUACUUGUGACAGAAGAGUUGACAAGAAGGCCGUGAACAAGCAACACUGGAAGGCCAUUGACAUCCUUCACUCCAAUACUUUUCUUGGAGAGCUUGUCAAGACAAGGAUCAUGAAGAAGAUGGAACAAGCGGGGAGCCGAAAAAGCCUGAGAUUAGUGAUCCGGGAAGAGGCAGACACAAGAAGGUAUGAGCCUUACAGUGAGAAUAACGAUGUGAAAGCUGGAGACUUGUACGGAAGUAACAACUACAGCGAACGAGACAUUUCGCUUCACCCCUACAGUGACAGAUCAUCACUCGAAAGGUCCACAUCCGGCAUGACUUCAUCGAGCGACAACUCCUUCAGAUCAAUCCGUCUAAAGGGUAUAUCAGGGACUCAUCUGCUAGUGGCGGCACUCAUAGCAACCGUCACUUUUACGGCUGGUUUAACAGUUCCGGGAGGCUAUAAAGAUCAAGGAAGAGACGAGGGCACGGCAGAAUUAGUAUCUAAAGCUGCCUUCAGGAUUUUCCUGAUUGCGAACGCCCUCGCCUUCUACUGCUCCACUCUUUCGGUGUUCCUUCACUUCUUGACAUCGGUGGAGCACAACUUCCACCUCCUUCUCCGUUUCACGAAAUUUGCGGCCGUGCUUACCUAUAUCUCCAUAAUCAGUCUGAUGAUAGCAUUCACGUGGGGGAUGCGUGCGAUAUUGCCAGAGGGGUGCGCUUUUUCCAUAGCUAUUGUGGUAAUUGGGUGCUGCUUUGUUGUCUUCUGCCUAUUUGGAUUCAUAUGAUAUUGGCAUUGUAAGAAGCUUCGUUCGAGUCGACUUCCUCACAAGAAGUGGUUAAUUAGUCGCCACUUCUAUGAAGUCAAGACAGCUACAUCAGGAGGGAGGGGGGAAAGAAGGAAGCAAUACAUUUGACAGGUAAAUUGUAGAUAUGAAUAUUGUCUUAAAUCGAGAAUCAAGCAAAGAAGUAUUGGAGGGCCUCUGUCUUGUUCACAUGGAGUUCAUCCUAAGACCACCAGAGCAGCGCCUCUUUCUACUAUGGCUUCCUGAAUUGUUAAUCUCUCUUUGUAAGUACUUUUAGUAUUGAUCAUUUUGUUGAUAGAAAGAACCAGCUAGAAUAUGUACAGUUGCAGUGGUCAACAAUGGUUCAGCGCGCUGAAAAUCCCGCAAAGUCUCUUGUUUGCAAUUUCGCUAGGGUCUUUCUACUUUUCUUU